AUGGACAUUAAGAGAGUUGGGGAUACCCCCUGGUAUUUUACGGCGGUUUACGCCAGUCCAGACCCUAUGAAACGAAGGGAACUAUGGGACGAGUUAAAAGAAUUUGCGUCCACUCACAAUAAGCCUUGGCUAAUUGCAGGAGAUUUCAAUGAUACCCGAUUCCCUUCGGAAAGAAACAAGUCAUGCAAUGAGACAAAUCGGAGGUCUGCCCGGUUUAAUGCAUGGAUUGAUGAUAUGCAAUUGAUUGAAGUAGAGUUUUCAGGGGCAGCACACACUUGGUCGAGAGGAGUUACUCCAGAAACAAGACAAAGUGGGAGACUUGACCGAGCUCUUUGCAAUGGUGAAUGGGGUGUUCGGUUCGAAACUGCUAAGGGAUUGCUAAAGCUUGAGGCAAAACUUAGAAAAGAGCUCGAUGAAGUAAUGGAAAAGGAGGAGAUUCUCUGGUAUCAAAAGGCUCGAGUGGAGUGGCUCAAAAAUGGUGAUCGCAACACCUCUUUCUUUCAUCUCAGCACCGUAAUCAAACAGUGGAGGAAUAAGGUGGUGGCUAUUCGAGAUGCCAAUGACUCGUGGAUAUUUGAUAAGGAGCUGGUCAAGGCCCACUUUGUGAACUUCUUUACGAAAUUAUUCACAGAAGAGAGCUAUCCCCACCAUUCUGUAAUUCCUAAUGAUAUAUUCCAAGAACUUCCAGUGCGAGAAUAG
Spinacia oleracea (spinach) is the source of this 699-nucleotide messenger RNA. RefSeq lists its product as uncharacterized. Gene Ontology annotation, molecular function: catalytic activity. The transcript has 2 exons. The coding region runs from base 1 to 699 and encodes 232 amino acids. Lineage: Eukaryota; Viridiplantae; Streptophyta; Magnoliopsida; Caryophyllales; Amaranthaceae. The record is from RefSeq and is a predicted model, not a curated record.